AUGUGUAGCAUUAGAACUAUAUCGGUGGUUGUGAACCCGCUCAACUCUGACGGCGCUGCCUUGAUGGAGGUGAGCAUGGUUGAGCUCCAAGCCUACGACCCUUGCGUGUUGCAGGAACAUGUUGAUAGACAGUUCUUCCUUGCAUUCAACUUCAACGCGAUCAACAACACCUUGUUGUACAGACCUGAUCACUACCCCUACAAUGCUGUGUCGAAGACGUGGAGGGUGAAGACCCCGCAAGUCAACAACCUGACCUUCGUCUUCCCAGCAUCACCGCCUCUCUCCCAGCCCCUGGCCCCGCAGCCCACUCUCUGUCCCUACGGCCAGGAAGCACCAUGUGAUGGAGACCACUGCAGCUGCACCUACGUGUUGGAGGCGGCGCUGGGGGAGGAGGUGGAGAUGGUGCUGGUGGACGAAGGCACUACUGGUGCCGAGAACCACCCCUUCCACCUGCACGGGUACAGCUUCCACGUUGUGGCCAUGGGGCACCUCGGCGGCAAGACGACUCUGGCGGAGGUGAAGGCCCUGGAGGCUGCCGGCGGCAUCACCCGCAAGCUGACCAACGCUGUCAAGAAGGACUCGGUGACCAUCCCUGACGGAGGGUACACCGUCAUCAGGUUCACCGCUGACAACCCUGGUUGGUGGUUGAUGCACUGCCACUUGACUUUCCACUCGGAGCUCGGUAUGGCUGCUGUAUUGCACGUUGGUAAUCCUUCAGACCUGCCCCAAGUCCCUCAGGGUUUCCCAGCUUGCGGAACUUUCAUGCCACAGUUAUAAGGUUAUCUGAUCUGUCCGCAACUAGAAAGAUACUCUUCCAUCACGUCAGUGUGACACUCCUCCUGUGACCACCAUCAGGCCAGCUCUGAGGAACUUCCAGAAGUGUUCAUCGCAUCUCGCUUCCUCCCAAGUGGAUCACAUCCAAUGAAGAAGGAUUAGUUAGAUAACCAAACAUCUGAUUCUCCAGAACUCAUUCAGCAUUUCUCAACACUAUGCCUACCAAAGGUUGCCACGCCAAUACUCACGUGUCUCCUGUACUAUUU
Procambarus clarkii (red swamp crayfish) is the source of this 1040-nucleotide messenger RNA. The record is from RefSeq and is a predicted model, not a curated record. Lineage: Eukaryota; Metazoa; Arthropoda; Malacostraca; Decapoda; Cambaridae.